Molecule: messenger RNA, 5274 nt
Organism: Cajanus cajan (pigeon pea)
Lineage: Eukaryota; Viridiplantae; Streptophyta; Magnoliopsida; Fabales; Fabaceae
Product: G-type lectin S-receptor-like serine/threonine-protein kinase At4g27290
Biological process (GO): protein phosphorylation; recognition of pollen
Cellular component (GO): plasma membrane
Molecular function (GO): protein serine/threonine kinase activity; ATP binding
Source: RefSeq, a predicted model, not a curated record
CAUUGACUUUUGCAACUUCCUUUCGCCCCCCUUCCUAAAUCACUUCAUUUAUUUUAUGGCUAUCCUCUUCCUCCGUGUAAUAAAAAACGCUUUUAUUCACACAAAAACUCGUCUUCCUCAACCUUCUACUUCUACUAGUGGUAGAGGCCAUAUCGUGGUUGCAAACGUAAUUUAGAAGUCAUUGCUUCCAUAGCAUCUAAAUGUUAUUCAUUUGGUUCUUAUUAUUCUCCUACAUGGUUACAACUUCAACUUCACUAGACAGUUUAGCAAUGGGUCAAUCUAUCAGAGAAGGUGAUACUUUGGUUUCAGCAGGUGGAAUUAUUGAAGUGGGUUUCUUCAGUCCAGGAAAUUCAACAAGAAGAUACUUGGGUAUAUGGUACACAAAUGUUUCCCCUUUCACUGUGGUUUGGGUGGCUAACCGAAACACACCUCUUGAGAAUAAAUCAGGAGUUCUCAAACUCAACGAAAGAGGGAUUCUUGUGCUUCUCAACGGCACAAACAACACCAUUUGGAAAUCCAAUAUAUCCACCAAAGCAGUGAAUAAGAAUAAUCCAAUUGCUCGUCCAUUAGAUACGGGUAAUUUUGUAGUCAGAAAUGGAGAAGGAACUAACGAUGACAAUAUCUUGUGGCAGAGUUUUGAUUAUCCUGGUGACACAACGCUGCCGGGAAUGAGACUUGGAUGGAACUUGGAGACUGGUCUAGAAAGAACUAUAUCUUCUUGGAAAAGUGUUGAUGAUCCUUCUGUGGGAGAAUAUUCUGGAAAAAUAGUUCUCAGAGGGUACCCUCAAUCGUUUGAAUUCCAGGGAACUCGUAUAAUAACUAGAGCAGGGUCAUGGAAUGGCUUGUCUACUGUUGGAAAUACGGGUCCAUCUCGUGAAACGACGCAAAAAUUUGUGUUGAAUGAAAAAGAGGUGUAUUAUGAGUACGGGCUUCGUGAUAGCUCGGUCUUCUGUGUAGUUACACUGAUCCCUUCGGGCAAAGUGCAGACUUGGUAUUGGACAACUCAAAGUAGAAACCGGCAACUCGUCUCAACUGGGGACAGAGAUCCAUGCGAUCAAUAUGCUUUUUGUGGUGCAAAUGGUGUAUGCAACUAUGAAGGUAACAUUCCAAAUUGUGAAUGCAUUAGAGGGUAUGCUCCCAAGUCUACUGAUCAGUGGAAUAUAGAAAUUUGGUCCAAUGGAUGUGUUCCAAGGAAUAAAUCAAAUUGCAAAAACAGUUACACAGAUGGCUUCUUGAAGUACACCAACAUGAAAAUACCAGACACAUCUUCAUCAACGUACAAUACAACCAUGAACCUUGAAGAGUGUAAGAAUUCGUGUAUUAAAAACUGUUCUUGUACAGCAUAUGCAAGUUUAGAUAUUCGAGAUGGAGGAAGUGGGUGUCUGCUUUGGUUUAAUAAUCUAGUUGACAUGAGGAAAUUCUCUCAACGGGGACAAGACUUGUAUAUCAGAGUCCCUGCUUCAGAAUUAGAUCAUGCUGGCCAUGGAAACAUGAAGAAAAAGAUAGUAGAAAUCACAGUUGGGGUGAUUAUUUUCGGAUUAGUCAUAACUGCAUGCAUAUUCAUGAUAAAAAAUCCAGGGGCAGCAAGAAAACUUAUCAGCAAGCAUUACAAAAUUAAACAGAAAAAAGAAGAUGUUGAGUUGCCAACUUUCAAUUUGUCAGUCUUAGCUAAUGCUACUGAAAACUUUUCAAUCAGAAACAAACUUGGAGAAGGUGGCUUUGGACCAGUUUAUAAGGGCACACUGAUAGAUGGACAAGAGUUAGCAGUGAAAAGGCUUUCAAAGAAAUCAGGACAAGGGUUAGAAGAGUUCAAAAAUGAAGUAGCAUUGAUUGCAAAACUUCAGCAUCGUAAUCUUGUAAAGCUUCUUGGUUGUUGCAUCGAAGGGGAAGAAAAAAUAUUAAUUUAUGAAUACAUGGUGAACAAAAGCUUGGACAAGUUUGUUUUUGAUGAGACCAAAAGGAAUUUGCUAGAUUGGGAUAAGCGUUUCAACAUUAUUAGUGGCAUAGCUCGAGGACUUUUAUAUCUUCAUCAAGACUCUAGGUUGAGGAUUGUUCACAGAGAUCUUAAAACUAGCAACAUUUUACUAGACGCAAAUUUGGAUCCCAAAAUAUCAGACUUUGGCUUGGCUCGAUUAUUUGUAGGAGAUCAAGUUGAGGCAAACACAAAUAGGGUGGCUGGAACAUACGGUUACAUACCUCCGGAAUAUGCUGCACGUGGACAUUUCUCAAUGAAAUCAGAUGUCUUUGGUUAUGGUGUGAUAGUACUAGAGAUUGUGAGUGGGAAGAAAAACAGAGAAUUUUCAGACCCAGAAAACAACAAUAAUCUUCUUGGCCAUUCUUGGAGAUUAUGGACUGAAGAGAGGACAAUGAAACUACUGGAUGAAGUGUUAGAAAAACAAUGUGUAUCCUCAGAAGUCAUACGAUGCAUACAAGUUGGCCUACUAUGCGUGCAACAAAGACCAGAAGAUAGGCCAAACAUGUCAUCUGUUGUUUUAAUGUUGAAUGGUGAUAAGUUACUGCCAAAGCCAAAGGUUCCUGGUUUUUACACCGAGAUAGAUGUUACAUCUGAAGCAAAUUCUCCAUCGGAAAAUCACAAAUUAUGCUCAGUUAAUGAACUGUCCAUCACAUCAUUAGGUAGAAGUCAUUGCUUCCAUAGCAUCAAAAUGUUAUUCAUUUGGUUCUUAUUAUUCUCCUACAUGGUUACAACUUCAACUUCACUAGACAGUUUAGCAAUGGGUCAAUCUAUCAGAGAUGGUGAUACUUUGGUUUCAGCCGGUGGAAUUAUUGAAGUUGGUUUCUUCAGUCCAGGAAAUUCAACAAGAAGAUACUUGGGUAUAUGGUACACAAAUGUAUCCCCUUUCACUGUGGUGUGGGUGGCUAACCGAAACACACCUCUUGAGAACAAAUCAGGAGUUCUCAAACUCGAUGAAAAAGGGAUUCUUCUGCUUCUCAAUGCUACAAACAGCACCAUUUGGAAAUCCAACAUAUCUAGCAUAGCAUUGAAUAGUUCAACUGCUCAUCCAUUGGAUUCGGGAAAUUUUGUAGUGAGAAAUGGACAGGGAACUCACGAUGACAACAUCUUGUGGCCGAGUUUUGAUUAUACGGGUGAUACAUUGUUGCCAAUGAUGAAACUUGGAUGGAACUUGGAGACUGAUCUAGAAAGAUAUCUAUCAUCUUGGCAAAGUGUUGAUGAUCCUGUUGAGGGGGAAUAUACUCAAAAAAUUGAUCUCAGAGGGUACCCUCAAUCAAUUGAAUUCCAGGGAACUCAUAUAAUAACGAGAGCAGGGUCAUGGAAUGGAUUGUCUAAUGUUGGAAAUACGGGUCCAACUCAUGAAAUAUCGCAAAAGUUUGUGUUGAAUAAAAAAGAGGUGUAUUAUGAGUACUGGCUUCGUGAUAGAUCGGUCUUCUGUGUACAUACACUGACUCCUUCGGGCAAAGCGCAGACUUGGUUUUGGACAACUCAAAGUAGAAAUCGGCAACUCGUCUCAACUGGGGAAAGAGAUCCAUGCGAUCAAUAUGCCUUUUGUGGUGCAAAUGCUAUAUGCAACUAUGAAGGUAGCAUUCCAAAUUGUGAAUGCAUUAGAGGCUAUGCUCCCAAGUCUUCUGAUCAGUGGAAUAUAGCAAUUUGGUCCAAUGGAUGUGUUCCAAGGAAUAAAUCAAAUUGCAAAAACAGUUACACAGAUGGCUUCUUGAAGUACACCAACAUGAAAAUACCAGACACGUCUUCAGCAAGGUACAAUACAACCAUGAACCUAGAAGAAUGUAAGAAUUCGUGUAUUAAAAACUGUUCUUGUACAGCAUAUGCAAGUUUAGAUAUUCGAGAUGGAGGAAGUGGGUGUCUGCUCUGGUUUAAUAAUCUAGUUGACACAAGGAAAUUCUCUCAACGGGGACAAGACUUGUAUAUCAGAGUCCCUGCUUCAGAAUUAGAUCAUGCUGGCCAUGGAAACAUGAAGAAAAAGAUAGUAGAAAUCACAGUUGGGGUGAUUAUUUUCGGAUUAGUCAUAAGUGCAUGCAUAUUCAUGAUAAAAAAUCCAGGGGCAGCAAGAAAACUUAUCAGCAAGCAUUACAAAAUUAAACAGAAAAAAGAAGAUGUUGAGUUGCCAACUUUCAAUUUGUCAGUCUUAGCUAAUGCUACUGAAAACUUUUCAAUCAGAAACAAACUUGGAGAAGGUGGCUUUGGACCAGUUUAUAAGGGCACACUGAUAGAUGGACAAGAGUUAGCAGUGAAAAGGCUUUCAAAGAAAUCAGGACAAGGGUUAGAAGAGUUAAAAAAUGAAGUCGCAUUGAUUGCAAAACUUCAGCAUCGUAAUCUUGUAAAGCUUCUUGGUUGUUGCAUCGAAGGGGAAGAAAAAAUAUUAAUUUAUGAAUACAUGGCGAACAAAAACUUGGACAAGUUUGUUUUUGAUGAGACCAAAAGGAACUUGCUAGAUUGGGAUAAGCGUUUCAACAUUAUUAGUGGCAUAGCUCGAGGACUUUUAUAUCUUCAUCAAGACUCUAGGCUGAGGAUUGUUCACAGAGAUCUUAAAACUAGCAACAUUUUACUAGACGCAAAUUUGGAUCCCAAAAUAUCAGACUUUGGCUUGGCUCGAUUAUUUGUAGGAGAUCAAGUUGAGGCAAACACGAAUAGGGUGGCUGGAACAUACGGUUACAUACCUCCGGAAUAUGCUGCACGUGGACAUUUCUCAAUGAAAUCAGAUGUCUUUGGUUAUGGUGUGAUAGUACUAGAGAUUGUGAGUGGGAAGAAAAACAGAGAAUUUUCAGACCCAGAAAACAACAAUAAUCUUCUUGGCCAUUCUUGGAGAUUAUGGACUGAAGAGAGGACAAUGAAACUACUGGAUGAAGUGUUAGAAAAACAAUGUGUAUCCUCAGAAGUCAUACGAUGCAUACAAGUUGGCCUACUAUGCGUGCAACAAAGACCAGAAGAUAGGCCAAACAUGUCAUCUGUUGUUUUAAUGUUGAAUGGUGAUAAGUUACUACCAAAGCCAAAGGUUCCUGGUUUUUACACCGAGAUAGAUGUUACAUCUGAAGCAAAUUCUCCAUGGGAAAAUCACAAAUUAUGCUCAGUUAAUGAACUGUCCAUCACAUCGUUAGGUGCAAGAUAGAAAAGGGAUGCAAGAAAAUGUUAAGGCUUAACCUUCUAAUGUGUGACAUACCAGUAAUUUGAUUAUACAUAACUAGAGAAAGUGCUGUUCUGAGAUCCCGCUUAACAUUGUUUCAUGUAUCCAAACAAAUGUAUUAGAUAAGCAUACUAUCAAGACAAUAAUAAUUGUUAAU